AUGAUGAUGGAUGAUUUAAAGUUAACAGCCUUACCUGAAAAGGAGGUACCAAUCUCACAUCAUAGAUUUGAACCAUAUGUUGAUAAUGGAGGUACUGUUUUAGCAGUUGCAGGUUCAAAUUAUUGUAUUGUUGCAGGUGAUACUCGUAUGAGUGAUGGUGGAUAUGGUAUUCAAACAAGACAUUAUACAAAGGUUUUUAAAUUAACUGAUAAAUGUGUAAUUGCAACAUCAGGAAUGCAAGCUGAUACUAUAGCACUUAGAAAGAGAUUAGAUACUCAAUUACGUCAAUACGAAAGAGAUCAUGGUAAAUCAAUGAGCACUCCAGCAAUUGCACAAUUCCUCUCAAAUACACUCUACCACAAGAGAUUCUUCCCAUUCUAUACAUUCAAUUUGGUUGCUGGUGUCGAUGAAGAUGGUAUUGGUUGUGUUUGGACUUAUGAUGCUGUUGGAUCACACGAACGUGUUCGUUUCUCAUCACAAGGUUCUGGUAAUCAAUUAAUUCAACCAUUAUUAGAUAAUCAAGUUGGUAAAUUUAAUCAACAAAUUGUUGAUGGUCCAAGAGAAUUAUCAGCAGAACAAGCUUUGUCAUUGGUAAAGGAUGCCAUUACAUCUGCUGGUGAACGUGAUAUCUAUACUGGUGACUUUGCUGAUAUCGUCACUAUCGAUCAAAAGGGUGUACAUUUUGAAAAGUUUGAUUUGAAGUUGGAUUAA
Molecule: messenger RNA, 711 nt
Organism: Cavenderia fasciculata
Lineage: Eukaryota; Evosea; Eumycetozoa; Acytosteliales; Cavenderiaceae
Gene: psmB1
Product: proteasome subunit beta type 1
Exons: 4
Coding region: 1-711 (236 amino acids)
Cellular component (GO): proteasome core complex
Source: RefSeq, a predicted model, not a curated record